Kluyveromyces marxianus DMKU3-1042 is the source of this 1266-nucleotide messenger RNA. RefSeq lists its product as uncharacterized. Gene Ontology annotation, molecular function: transcription coregulator activity. Gene Ontology annotation, cellular component: SBF transcription complex; cytoplasm. Lineage: Eukaryota; Fungi; Ascomycota; Saccharomycetes; Saccharomycetales; Saccharomycetaceae. The coding region runs from base 1 to 1266 and encodes 421 amino acids. The transcript has a single exon. The record is from RefSeq and is a predicted model, not a curated record.
AUGGAAGGUACACCUAAGAGACACAGGGCGAAUUCGCUUGUUGGGGAGCGAUCGCCGGAGACUCCGUCUCCAUCUGGGGGCCGGGAUGGGGCCAGAGACGAUGAUUCUGGGAUUUCGCGGCCGAGCUUUCUACCUUCGCCCAGGCACCACCACCAGCAGCCAGGGCAUGAGCAUGGGCAGCGCCAUGGGCAUGUGUAUGGGCAUAUCCAGGGCCACGGUCACGGUCACGGUCACGGUCACGGCCACAGCCAUGGUAAUUCCUCUGGUGCUGGGUUUCCCAAGUUGAACCCUCAGUCACCAGGUAAAACGGUGAGCCUUAUGCCACCAGAGACCCCCAAGUCGAAGAACCAGGAGCUGUUUCUGUCGCCAUCGCUGGACUUACAGUCGCCGGUGCACAAGCCGUUCACUGCCAACCAGAAGCCUAUCCGCGAAAUUUCGAACAACCUUAAGUCUCGUCUUAACUAUGCGUAUGUGAAGAUGAUGCACCACCAGAAAAAAGACUCCACGGAUGAGAGUAACGCCACUACUACUACCACGUACACCGUGAAGCCCAGCUCUUACAGCAAUGUGUUUGCCCAGGAUUCAGACACUGAGCCGGAAUCAGUGUCCUUCGAGAGAAAGCCGGACACCAAGACUGGUGCUGGUUCAGGUUCUGGUUCAGGCUCAGGCUCAGGCCAUGGCUCGGCAAACUCACUCUUGGAGCCCGGAAUCGAACUGAUCGAGGAAAACUCAGCACAAGCAGCGUUCUUGAAGGCCCUACAGAGCCCCAAGAAGAAACAACGUUCGCUCUCCUCGACCCAUCCGAAAAUUACACGCACGUCGUCCUCCACUGACGACGGCCCAAACUCUCAGCCAUCCGAAGUAGAGGCCAUCGAAACACUAAUGUCUCUUUCCUCGCCCCACAAGAGAAGGCCCUCCGGAAGCUUUGAGCUCACGCUCCCUGCACCCACGCCUCCUCCACCGUCUAUGUCUGUGCCGAUGUCCGCAUCUGCCUCGGUAGGCACCAUCGAGAGACCCAUAGCCAUUCCUAAUCCAGGAAAGUCAGAGGCUAAACUUGGGCCUGGGUCUAUUAUCUCUACCUCUGAACAGCCAAAGGCUCAGGCUCAAGCCAAGACUCAGGCUCAGGCCAAUGCCCAGGGCCAUGCCCAAGACCAAAGCGAAGUGCUUCUGGGCUCCCCAAAACUCUCCAAACCAGCUAAACUGACGUUGCAUUCGGAGGUGCAAACCGAUGUCGAAACUGACGUGGAAUCCCAAAGUGAUGACUAG